AUGUCAUUUGUCAAUAUCAUAUGUCCGAAUUGAAAUCGGCAAUUUUUGUACUAAAAUAUGAAAUAAAAUUGAUUUUAUGUUACAACGAGCACGAAAAAAUAUUACAUUAUGGCAUCGUUUCUACGCAGUAAUAUUGUUACACGAUAUUUAAAACGGCCGUUUUUGCAAAACAAACGCAAUUCCGGAUAUGUUGUAUUAAUUCCUGAAAUUGGUGAAGAUGUGGAUAAAAAUGUUCUACUUACUGAAAAUGGUUUACCUGAAUUCAAUGAUAUAACUAUUGAGAAAUGUAUUGCCGCCAUCAGCCAACUCAGCUUGGAAUAUGAGAGCGGAGUACAGCAUAUUGAAGAGUCUUGUAACGAUUGCAAAAAUGCAUUCAGUGAAAUCUUUCAACCUUUAGAGAAACUUGACAAUGAACUAGAAUUGACAUGGGGCGUAGCCAAAACCUUAUAUUUGGGUAACAGUUCGCUUAUGCCCACAAAAUCCUAUAUACAAAUUCACCAAAGAGCUCAUAAAGCAAGAUCAGCAAAGUUUAACAGCAUACCUAUUUAUAAUGCUGCAAUUAAUGAGAAGAACCGUCUUAAAAAGUUAACUGAUGAAGAGCAGAGGUUGUUAGAUAAGUAUAUUCUAGAAGGUAAACUAAACGGACUAGAUAUUAAAGGCUUGAAACGUGAAAAGUUAGACAAUAUUAUAAACUUAUUGCAAAAAGAAAGACAGUUAUUCCGUGAUAAAGUUAGCGUUGCUACCAAAGUCUUCAGUAGUUUUAUCAAUGAUGAACAAUUGGCUAAAGAAUUCCCAGAAAGCCUGGCAAAAUUAAUGUCAGUGAAUAACAAUGCAAGCAAAGGUCCGUGGAAGAUAUCUUUGCAGCCACAUAUUUAUGAACCAUUUAUGGAGUACUGUCCUGACCCGACAUUGCGAUGGAAUGCAUGGCAGGCUCAUGUCCAACGUUGCUCUGGUUAUGGUAAUAAAGAUUUCGAAACUAGUACCAAUGUACAGAAAAUACGUGGCUAUCGUUCAGACCAGGCUAAGAUGUUAGGAUACGACACAUACGCGGAUAUGAGCAUGGAAACUAAAAUGGCUGGUUCUGUCGAAAAUGUUUACAACUGUUUAGAUGUGUUGCUCGAAAGCGCGCGUCCGAUGCAAGAUAUUGAACUUGAAUCGUUACAAAACUUUGCAAACGAAAGAGGUUUCGAUAAGAAAUUGGAGCAUUGGGAUAUUCCAUACUGGCAGAGAAAGCAGAAAUGGUCUUUAUACAAUUUUGAUGAGAACAAAAUACGCGAAUACUUCCCUCUGCCUAGGGUUAUCACCAGCUUGUUUAACUUGUGCAGCACAUUAUUUAAAAUACAAAUAGUCGAACGAUCAAAUGUGCACACGUGGCAUAAGGAUGUUAAAUUUUACGACAUUUAUGAUGAUUCCAGUAACAGUCCCAUCGCCGGGCUGUACUUAGAUCCAUAUGCACGGCAGGAUGAAAAGAUUCGCGUAUACGAUGACGCUGGUUGGCAUGUUUCGAUCCGCAAUAAAUGUGCUCUGACAUCAACAAAUCCUUUAUCAGCCUUAAUAUUCAAUUUCCAAGCACCGAGUGAUAAGCAGCAAUCUCUAUUGACCUUUAAGGAGGUUGGAGUUUUGUUCCAAAGGUUUGGGCAUUCGUUACGUCAUUUGCUAACGAAAGCCAACUAUUCCGAAGUCGCAGGAUUGUCUAAUGUAGAAUGGGAUGCGGCAGAAGUGUGCGGACAUGUGAUGACGCAUUGGCUCUAUGACCCGCAUACGAUUCGAGCUAUCAGUGGACACUACCACACUGAAGAACCACUACCCGAUGAAUUAAUACAGAAUUUACAGAAAGUCAGAAGUCACAUGACUGGAUACAAUUUAUGCAAAGAAUUGUACAAGUCUCGGUUAGAUUUAGACCUACAUUCAAAGACUACAUUCUGGCGUGACUUGGUAAGAGAAUUAUGGCCGAAAUACAAUGCAAUGCCAUUCGAUAAAUAUGAUUCCCAUGUUCUAUCAUUCACGAGUAUAUUUUCGGAAGAGUGGGGAGCCGCGUAUUAUUGCCAUUUGUGGUCGAAAAUGAUUGCCGCGGAUAUUUAUAGCGCCUUUGAGGAAGCAAGAGAGGGUGACCAAGAUGUUUUAGCCAUUGGAAAGAGGUACAAAGAUAGUUUCCUCUCUGUAGGUGGCAGCUGUCAUCCGAGCGAAGUAUUUAGAAGGUUCCGUGGAAGAGAUCCUUCACCACAAGCUCUACUAAACAACCUUGGGUUAUCUACAAAGACAGCAAAAAUAACUGAAGAGAAGUAAUAUUGUACGCAUUGUAAUAUAUUUUCUAUUAACUGUUACAAUUUAUUUAUGUUAACAACAAAACUAGAAAUAAAACUCUUGAUUUAGUGUUAGAUUU
Messenger RNA from Zerene cesonia (dogface butterfly), 2383 nucleotides. Its product is annotated as probable cytosolic oligopeptidase A. Gene Ontology annotation, biological process: peptide metabolic process; proteolysis. The record is from RefSeq and is a predicted model, not a curated record. NCBI's taxonomy places the organism in Eukaryota, Metazoa, Arthropoda, Insecta, Lepidoptera, Pieridae. The transcript has 2 exons. The coding region runs from base 109 to 2286 and encodes 725 amino acids. Gene Ontology annotation, molecular function: metalloendopeptidase activity.